AAUUCCAUAGAACAAAAUCUUUUUGAUAGGUAUCAUUGUGACCUCUUCGUAACCUUGAAAUUAACCGUCCAUGAUUGUUUUUCAUACAAGAUAUCAAAUAAUCUACUUAACCUUGAAAAGAUUUUAAUGGAAUUACUUUGAUAAUAUUCACGAAAUAACGGGAUUAAUAUAUAUAUAUAUAUAUAUGUAUACAUAUAUAUAAAAGAAUGCCUUGUAAAGUGAUAUGAAUUUCUAUUGGUUAAGAUUGAAUGAGUUUUUUCCUUUUUUUUUUUUUCUAAAUUUAUUUUUGGACUCUUAAAUACAAAUUAAUUAUUAAUGAUCGAUUAUAUUUUACGUGAUUAUUCUUUCAAAGUGUUGAUUUAAAGUGAUUGCUAUGCCUUUCAAUUGUCUCUGUGUAACAUUUUAAAGUUAAACGUUAACAAAAGUUAAUUUGCAUUUCUUUAUAUACAUAUAUACUUAUAUACAUAUAUUAUAUACAUAUAUAUAUAUACGAUCUUAAGGAUCUGUAAUGUCUAUCGACACAUUAGUGAAACUUACAUUAUUGUGUAUAUGUACAACACAUACAAUAUUAUAAUAUAAAUAGUUAUCCUGUUAAGUAGUUUUUCAGAAGGAAGAAGAAAAAAUUUAAUUAAAGUCGGUUAUCGUUGGUUUCUAGUUCGUUCGCAAUAACAAGUAUCUUAGCAUUUAAAUAAUAUCCAAUAUUACAUUUAAUUUAUUCUUCGUUUACUUAUUCAUCGAUAAAUUAUAAUUAAAUAUUGUCAUGCAUAUGACAUGAGAAAGAUAUACGGCCAUAAGAAGAUAUACGACACCUACGUAAUUUAACAUUUCAAAUUUUGUCAUUGAAUAUUAUUAAUAUUAUAUUUAAUAUCAUCGAAUAAUUCUGUUCAACUAACGUUUAUUAGAACGAUCAUCAUGUGUACUUCAAUAAAAAAGAAAAAUGCAGAUAAUACGUUAUUUGAAAAAGGGAAAAAAUUAUUUUUGGAUAUUUUAAAAUGCAUUGUUAUUCAAUUACAUUGUAUAUUUGAUUAUGUGAUAGAUUUUAUAUUUGGUUUAUAUUAUGAUCAAAAAGCAAAGAAAGUAUCUGCCGUGAAAAAUCCUUUAUUGUUGGAGAGUGCCACAGCGUUAGCAGAGAAGAUACGAACAAAGCAAGUUAAGGCUGAAAAAGUUGUAGAAAGUUUUAUCGAAAGAUGCAAAGAAGUUAAUACAUUGAUCAAUGCGAUUGUAGAAGAAAGAUAUGCAGAUGCGAUAAAGGAAGCAAGAGCAAUUGAUCUUGAAUUAAAGAAUUGUGAUAAUAGUUUAUUUUUAAAAGAAACAAGACCAUUUUUAGGAGUUCCAUUUACAACUAAAGAGAGCAAUGAAGUAGAAAAUUUACAUCAUACUAUGGGUAUGAUAAGUCGUCGACAGCACCGUUCAAUGUCUGAUGCAACCGUGGUUGCUCAUUUGAAAAAAGCUGGUGGAAUACUUAUUGCAAAAACGAACAUUCCUGAACUUAAUUUGUGGGUUGAAUCGAGAAAUAACGUCUAUGGUCAGACAUGUAAUCCUUACAAUAUAACAAGAACUGUUGGUGGAAGUAGUGGUGGUGAAGGUGCUAUUAUCGCUGCAUGUGGUUCUGCAUUUUCUAUUGGAAGUGAUAUUGGUGGAUCUACUAGAAUGCCAGCAUUUUAUAAUGGAGUUUUUGGAAUGAAACCUAGUGAAGGAAUGACAUCCUUAAAAGGUAUUGGAUUAAGAGACAGAUAUUAUUCAGACUCUAUGGCAGAGGCAGGUCCAAUUUGUAAAAAGGCUGAAGACUUGGCACCGUUUUUAAAAGUUUUGGUUGGGGAUAAAGCAUGUAAAUUAAAAUUAGAUGAGCCAGUCAAUUUAAAAAAUUUGAAGAUAUUUUAUCAAUCAGAAUCUGGUGACAUUAGAGCAAGUAAAGUGAAUUAUGCAAUGCGUGCUACAUUAAGAAAGGCAGUGGAUCAUUUUGAAGAAAUAGCUAAAUCUGUAACCAAGAUCAAGAUACCUGGAUCAGAAUAUAGUUUUAGAUUAUGGAGAUAUUGGAUGACUCAAGAAGAUACAGAUUUUAAAGCUGAUAUAACAAAUAGAACGUCUCGUGCAAAUGCAGUAUCUGAAAUACGGAAAUUUGUUUCGGGAACGUCCGAGAUAACAUUUGCCGCGUUAUUAAAAUUAAUAGACGAAGAUUUGUUACCAAAAGAAGAUCCUGAAUGGGCUAGAAGUGUUACCACUAAUAUGAAGAAAUAUUUAUUGGAUAUUUUAUAUGAAAAUGGAGUCUUGUUUUAUCCUUCCGCUCCAUUUCCUGCCGUUUAUCAUUACUCUUCAUUUCUUAGACCAUAUAAUUUUGGUUAUUGGUGUCUAUUCAAUGUGCUUAAAUUUCCUGUAUGUCAGGUUCCUCUUGGAUUAGACUAUGACGGAUUGCCUGUAGGUAUACAGGUUAUUGCAGCUCCAUAUAAUGAUCAUUUAUGUAUUGCUGUAGCAAAAGAGCUUGAACGUGCAUUUGGUGGGUGGGUGCCACCCUCCGUUUGAUUUUCCUUCAUAAAUGAUAAAAAUUUUUUAAAGAAUCAUAUUUAAUACAUAAUUUUUAAAUUAACUUAAGGUAAUUUGUCUUCCAGGGGUUAUGUUUUCGUCAGAUAUUAACAAAAUUUGUUUUAAUUUUCUUUAUGAAUCAUCAGGUUUUAUGGUUAUGGAGAAACAUUAUUUAUUAAUUUGCGUUUUUUUUUUAAAUUUUUAUAUUAGAUUUUAUAUUGUAAUACAUAUAAUGUUGUUAUAAUAUUUUAUUAUUUUUGUUUGUUUGUAUCGUGUUAAUGUUUUAAUAUGUUAUUAUAAAACGUGGAUUAUUAUUAAUGAUAAUAAAUCUAAUAGUGCUUAAAUACAGUUUAGAAUUCGAAUAAAAUAUCAAUUCAUUGCAAUCCGUGUCAUAAGAUUAAAUGUAUUUAGUUUUGUAUAAA
Molecule: messenger RNA, 2942 nt
Organism: Vespa velutina
Lineage: Eukaryota; Metazoa; Arthropoda; Insecta; Hymenoptera; Vespidae
Product: fatty-acid amide hydrolase 2
Exons: 9
Coding region: 913-2520 (535 amino acids)
Source: RefSeq, a predicted model, not a curated record